Molecule: messenger RNA, 2043 nt
Organism: Prorocentrum cordatum
Lineage: Eukaryota; Dinophyceae; Prorocentrales; Prorocentraceae
Source: the annotation of a GenBank genome assembly
AUGGAGAUGCCAGCCGAGUAUGUAGGCAAGGACAGUUUCUUCGGAGGCACCCCGCCACUUCCGCAGGCAGCUGGCUACGCAAUCGUCCUGGGUUUCGGUGCCUUCUUCUCGGUGUUAACGACCAUCAUGGUGUACUUGGACAAGACCGCCAACGGCACAGUAAUCACCUCGGAGUUCUUCAACACCGCGGGCAGGAAUGUGAAGACGGGGCUCACAGCGUCGGUCAUCGUGUCGCAGUGGACCUGGGCUGCUACGCUGCUGCAGUCCUCCAACGUGGCCUGGAAUUACGGCGUCUCUGGCCCGUUCUGGUACGCCAGCGGCGCCACCAUCCAGGUGCUCCUGUUCGGUAUCCUCGCCAUCGAGUUGAAGAGGCGGGCACGGACGUGCCACACGGUCUGCGAGCUGGUGUACGUGCGCUGGGGCAAGGCCGCGCAUUUGACCUUCAUCUUCUUCUGCCUGCUCGCCAACGUGAUCGUGACGUCGAUGCUGCUGCUGGGCGGCGCCGCCACCGUGAACGCGCUGACGGGCGUGGACACCGACCUCGCCUCCUUCCUCAUCCCGUGGGGCGUGAUCCUGUACACGGCGGCUGGCGGUCUGAAGGCCACGUUCAUGGCCUCCUACUUGCACACGGCAGUCAUCUUCUUGGUCCUCGUGGUCUGCGUAUACACCGUGUACGUCAAGGAAUACUCUUCGAACAUCAUCUACGACAAUCUGCAGGCGAUCUCGGGCAUGAGCCCGGCGCAGUGCGAGAGUCGCUUCUCUACGGGCGGGGCAACCUUCUACGAGGCGGGGAGCUACUCGUGCGGCCCGGUGGUCGACAACAACGACGGCUCGUACCUGACAAUGCUCUCGCUGGGCGGCCUCAAAUUCGGCAUCAUCAACAUCGUGGGCAAUUUCGGCACCGUGUUCGUGGACCAGUCCUACUGGCAGUCCGCCAUCGCUGCGAAGCCGGCCAGCGCGCACAAGGGCUACCUGCUGGGCGGCCUGGUGUGGUUCACCAUCCCGUUCGCACUGGCCACCUCUCUGGGUCUGGCUGGCGUGGCGCUCGGCUUGCCCAUCACCGCGGCGGAGGCUGGCUCUGGCCUGGUGCCGCCGGCCACCGCCGUGCACCUCUUCGGUGAUUUCGGAGCCGUGAUGAUGGCCACCAUGCUCUUCAUGGCCAUCACGUCCACAGGCUCCGCGGAGGGCAUUGCGGUCUCCUCCUUGAUCUGCUACGACGUGUACAGGCGGUACAUCAACCCGAGCGCAACCGGCGAUCAGAUUCUCAAGAUCUCCCGCGUCGUCAUUGUAGUCUUCGGGCUCGCCAUGGGUGCUCUGGGCGUGGCCCUGAACCACAUGGGCUUGAACCUGGGUUGGGUGUACCAGUUCAUGGGCAACGCCAUCGGCUCCGCGGUGGUGCCCCUGUGGAACGUCCUGAUGUGGAAGGACGCCAAUGCCAUGGGCGCCAUUGUUGCGGCGUGGGGUGGCAUGGUUCUCGCGCUGGCCACCUGGCUAGUCAUCUGCCAGGCUGAGUUCGGCGAGAUCACGGUGGACAAUCUCGGCACCCUCAAUCCGAAUCUGGGGGGCAACAUCGUGGCACUGGUCUCCUCCGCGCUGAUCCACGCGGGCUUCUCCUUCGCCAGCCCGCAGAACUACGACUUCGAGUCGAUGGGGCAGAUUGAGAUGCUGGAGAACGACCAGUCUGGCCUGGACGAGGCCGACUACACCCCAGAGUUCCUGGCAGAGGCCAAGGCGUGGAUCACAAAGUACGGUUGGGGCUUCACCAUCCUAAUGGUUAUCGUGUGGCCCGUCCUCUCGAUCCCGGCCGGCGUGUUCACCAAGGACUAUUGGGCCUUCUGGGUCUUCAUCAGCAUCGCCUGGGCCUUCAUCGCCACCGUUGCCAUCAUUGGCCUUCCGCUGUACGAGUCCAGCGAUGCCAUCCUCGGCGUCCUCAUGUUCAUGGCGGGCAAGAAGAAGGCGGAGAAGGCGGAGGCGGCGGAGCCAGCGAAUGCGAAUGCGAAUGCGAAUGCGGCGGAGCCUAAGGCUCAGGCCGAUGCGAUUUAG